This is a messenger RNA of Scomber japonicus (chub mackerel), 573 nucleotides long. RefSeq names its product twist-related protein 2-like. Lineage: Eukaryota; Metazoa; Chordata; Actinopteri; Scombriformes; Scombridae. The transcript has a single exon. Bases 1 to 573 code for a protein of 190 amino acids. Gene Ontology annotation, biological process: regulation of transcription by RNA polymerase II; developmental process. The record is from RefSeq and is a predicted model, not a curated record. Gene Ontology annotation, molecular function: protein dimerization activity; DNA-binding transcription factor activity, RNA polymerase II-specific; RNA polymerase II transcription regulatory region sequence-specific DNA binding.
AUGAGAGAAGAGGUGUCCUGCACCAACUCCCCUGAAGGAGGGAUGGGGGCCAGUGAAGAGGAACUGGAGAGGGGAUCGAAGAAGAGCCUCCAAGGAGGAAACCGAAAACGCUCUCCUUUCCCCAAAAAGGACAACCUUGGUCAGACAGAGGAGAGCAGCACUGGCAGUCCCAACAGCCUGCUGCCAUCUGGGCCAAAGAGGGUGAAGAAAAGCCCUUCGACAGUGGUGACUCUGGCUCCUACGUCGCUGGGCCCAAGGCCUGACCAGCCCUUUGAGGACCUCCACUCUCAGCGUGUCAUCGCCAAUGUGCGGGAGCGUCAACGCACUCAGUCACUGAACGACGCCUUCGCCUCUCUACGCAAGAUCAUCCCCACACUCCCUUCAGACAAGCUGAGCAAGAUCCAGAUCCUUAAACUGGCUUCACGCUACAUCGACUUCCUCUACCAGGUGCUGCAGAGUGACGAGAUGGACGCUAAGCUGGCCAGCUGCAACUACCUGGCCCACGAAAGACUGAGCUACGCCUUCUCCGUCUGGAGGAUGGAGGGGGCCUGGGCCAUGUCCACCAGCCACUAG